Paramecium pentaurelia is the source of this 2509-nucleotide messenger RNA. The record is from the annotation of a GenBank genome assembly. Lineage: Eukaryota; Ciliophora; Oligohymenophorea; Peniculida; Parameciidae.
AUGGUAAAAGCCUAUUUUGGAUAUAAAUUUGAGACUCUAUUCGGUAGUAUUGGUAACAAUGGAGGAGUAAUAAUAAAUGAUAUAGCAUAUACAAUAGUAGAUUAAUAUAUACUUUUGUUAAAUAUCAAGACACAAGAGAUUAUUUAAUAAAUUAUAAUUGAAGGUAAGAAUAUAAAAAUAACAAAAAUUGCUAUUAAAGACAACACUUUAGCAAUAGGAUAUCAUGAUGGUGAAAUAAUAGUAUAUAAUCUGAUUGAUAAAGAAAUAUAAUGCAGAUUUUUUAACCAUUAAAGUGAAAUAACUUAAUUAGUAUUUUUAAGUGAGGCUGUUUUAAUAAGUGGUAGUUGUGACACAUCUAUUAUUGUUUGGGAUUUAGCUGAUUAAUCAUUAUAAUUUAGAUUGAUAGGACACUCAAACUAAAUUACUGCUUUAGAAAUAAUUAGCCUUGAAGAUUAAAGUCUGGCAAUUACUUAAUAAUUUAUUGUAUCAGGUAGUAAAGAUGGAUUAGUAAAAAUAUGGGAUUUGAAUCUAGAAUGUUCUGUAGCUACUCUAUCAAGUAUGCAUAGUGAAGUCACAUGUUUAUGUAUUUAUGAAAAUUAUUUGCUUAUUUGCACUAAUUCUGAUGAAGUUCUAAUUAAAUCAUGUUAAUUAAUAUCAGGCAAAUGUUAGAUUGAAAAUGAUGGCAUUAUUAAAAGAUAAUCUUUUAUUAGAGCAAUACAAUGCCAAUAUGUUCAAUCAAAAUUAUUGAUUUUAAGUAAAAGUUUAAAAUAAUUUAGAUAAUGAAAAGAAAAUUGAAGUAUAUAAAUCAAAAUAAGGAAAAAAAUUGCAAAAAGCUGAAAACUUUAGUUAAUCAUUAAUUUAUAGCACUGUUAUAUCUUAAUUAAAUAAGAUUGUAUAUUUUUAAGCUAUAGUAUUCAAAAAUUUAUUAAAAAUAUUUAUUUUCACAUCAGAUAAUUAAAUAGUAAUAAAAGAAUUAAAUAAUGAUAAUGUGGAUGAAAAUAAUAAUGUAGCUAUUUAAUAGAUUACAGGAUAAAUAAAAUAAAUUAAAUUAACAUAGAAUGAUCAUAAAUUAUUAGUAAUAGCAUCAAAUAAAUGCUAUUAAUUUGAUAAUGAAACUGCUUAAUAAAUUAAUAGUCUUACUAAUACAAGUAAUUUAACAUCUUUAUGUAUUUUACCAAAAAAUAAAUAUUUUAUGGUUGGAGAUGAGUAAGGAAUCUUAUAUUUAGUUGAUAUGAAUUAAAAUGAAGUAAUAUUUGAAUAAAAAAUUCAUAAUUCAAAUAUUAAUAGUAUUGAAUGCCAUGAAAAUUGUAAGGCAUUUAAUGGUUUAGUAAUAAUGACAACUGAAAUAGAUAAAAAGGUAAACUUUGUAGAGUUAUUUUAUAAUAAAACUUAAAAGUGUUUAGAAUUCUAAGUUGUUAAUACUAUCUAUUUAAAAGAAAAUAUUAGAAGUGCUUAAUUUUCUUAUGAUGGUAAUUAUUAUGCAUUUGCACAAAUGAAUAAUAUUGUAUCAAUCUAUUAUUGUGAUUCUCAUAAAUUAUAUCUUGAAUUAUAUGGACAUUCAUUACCUGUUUUAACUUUUGCCUAUACUUCAGAUGAUACAAUAAUUAUUUCAGCAGGUGCAGAUAAAAGUAUUAAAUUAUGGGCAACUGAUUUCGGAAAUUGUAAGAAAACUCUAAAAGCACAUACUGCUGAAGUUAUUUAAAUAAAAACAGUAAAUGAUACUCACUAUUUCUUUAGUGGAUGCAAAGAUAAUGUAAUUAAAUAUUGGGAUGGAGAUACAUAUUAAUUAAUAUUAUAAUUUAAUGAAGCAUUAGUAGGAAUAUAAUCAAUGGUUGUUGGAUGUAUUGGAGAUUUGUUUUAUUCAGCAACAAAAAAUGGAGUUAUUAGGAAAUAUAUUUAAACCAAAGAAUAAAUAUUUGUUUCAGAAGAAGAAGAAAAGAGAAUGUAAGAAUAAUUAAUGUAGGAAUUAUAAAAUAAAAAUAAAUAAUAAACUGGAUUUGAUUAAGGAUAAGAUUAAGUGAAAAAAGAUUUAACUUUAGUUUAAAUUGGAUAAUAAAAGUUAUUAGAAACUGAAUAAUUAAUGGAUAUUUUGGAAAAGAUUAAAUAAUAUAGAGAAACUAUAGAAUUAGGUGAAAUUCCUAAUGAAGAUCUAUUUUAUAAUAAAAAUGUUACAGAAUAUUUAUUUGAUAAUCUCUAAAAUUCAGACUUAAGUUCUCUUAUGAAAUUUCUACAUCAUCAACAUUUAGUAACUUUAAUUAAUGAAAUGAAUUAAGAUUUAGCUUUAAAAUAAUAUCCAAUAAUCAUUAAUAAAUUAAUAACUUAUAUCUUUAAUAAGAUUGAUGGAUUUGGAUUCAAUUCACAUGAAAUAAUGAUGAAAGUACUAAAUAUUAGAACUUAAUUGUAAAUUUAUUUUAAGAAAGAGAAAAAGAUUGCUGGAUAUAAUCUUGAUAUUCUUAAUUUAAUGAUAUAAGACAUUAAUAAAAACUAGGAUGAUUUUGUUUUUGAAUGA